AUGGACAAGCGGUGGCUUCCUACAACUGGAAUCCUCUUGGCUGCCUUCCUAGUGGUCUCGGCUUCUACCCUGACCUUUCUCUCUACUAAUGAAGACCCUGAGCAGUUUCCCUCAGCCCCUGGCACAUCAGCUCGGCAAAGUAACAGCAUUCUACUAGGCAACCUGAAAGACAUCACUGGUGGUAUCUCCUUAGUUGAGAGGGAAUUGGAGGCCCUGGGGAGGAGGGCAGGAGCCUCUUCUACAGAAGAAGCUGAGGGUCACGAGUCUCCGUCAAUGCCUGGCCACCCAGGCACGGUCAUACCCGAACCAAUUCCCUCAGCCCUGAACACAUCUGCAUCCGACAUAGCUGUUGACUCUCAGCCCGUGUCCUCUGAGGCUGACCCUGGAAAGGAAGUCUUGGCCCUUGGAACUCUAGAAACAAUUACGAUGUCAUCACCACAGCCUUCUCCCAUACAUGGAUCUGAGUCGAAGUUCAACAAGGCCCUCAGGUUGUGUGGGACAGUUCCUGCCUCCGAAACACUGGAGAAAACUGUCUCAUCUAAACCAAGGCAGCAUUUAAUUAAAGCUUCCCCUCCCCCCACAUCCUCUAGACCUUCAUGCCUGUUAUGGCGCACCCCCAAUCCCUCUCUCCAGAUACCCGUGCCUGCAUGGAGGGAUGGCCGCUCCAGGUCAGAGGCAUCCUCAUCUGAGGCACUGGCUCCAAAUACCUCCUUAGGACUGCCUAUCUUUCCAUGGAUGCCUAACAUGCUGAAAGCUACAGAGCCCCUGUUGUCUGCAUCUCCUGGAGGAUUAGGGCUGGACCUCACCUCCCAAGUGGGCUCCAGGGCAUCUGUAAACACUGUAGCUUUGGACACUGGCUCAGUGGUCCGUGGUACUGUGUAUUCUCGGCUGCGGUCGCCCUCAGCAACAUCCCCUCCACGUGCAUCCUCCCUCCACUCCCAGUCACCCUCCUCAGCAUCAGCCCGGUCUGCAUCCCCAUCACUCACAGCUUUGUCCUUCUCCCCACCGCCAGCCUCAACCCUGGUCCUGGUUUCCUCUGUCACCACAGGAGCCAGUGACUCUCCUAAACCUCCUGUGUCUGUGACUGCACCCUCAACUAAAGACUCUUCCAUUAAAACUUCAAACCUCACACCCCAGAUGGCUCUACAACCCAGCCACCCUGGGCCAUGGCUUCCCACCAGUCCAAUUCACAUUCUCUCCCUCCAACAUUUCUCCAGCCCUCCCUCUACCCCACACAGCUCUGGCUUCACAGAGUCAUCUGUAGAUGCUGGUCCUACGCAGGCCUCUACCCUCCCUCACCCUGGCCAGGAUAUGUCUUUGCAGGACUUGAGUUUCUCUACUCCAGGACUUAGUCAUACGACUCACUCUGUGACCUUUAGGAUCAACAGCAGCUGCUUCACAAAAGCUGUCUGGAACCCGGUACCCUCGCUAUCCUCGGAGUGCUGGCUGUUGAAUCGCCUCAUCUACUACCAGCUCCAGCUCAUCUACCGCGAGGCCUUCUCCAACUUCAAGAAUGUCAGCGGCCUGCUGUUUCGGCCUGGCUCUACAGAGGUGAAAGUCUCCCUCGUUUUCGGUCCUCCGGAUCCCUCAGCCCCAGAAAUCCUCUGGACUUUGUACCGCAAAGUGAAGUCCUCCAGAUGGUCGCUUGGGUACCUGUCCCUGGCUGACCACAGCCUUUCCUCUGAUGGGUACAACAUGACUGACCUCACCCCAGAAAUCAUCAACAUCAGCUUCAUACUCAUGAGGCCCUUCCUGCCCCAGCUGCUUCUGCCUAGUUCUCAGCCUUUUAUCCUGUUGGAAAAGCAGAUCCUCCAGCUGGUCACCCAUGAAGUGUCAAGAUUCUACAAGGCUGAGCUCCAGGGCCGGCCUCUGAUCCUGUUCAGCAAUGUGAGGAAGUGGGUGAGCGUUUACAUGGAAUGCAAGUUCAAGAGCCCCAUCCCCACCCAUCUCCAAGGCCUGGCCAGUCACCUGGCCCAUCACAUAACAGAUCCCGCCCUCCAGAAAUCCAGCAUUAUGGCCAAUGGGGAGAAGGCAGAUCUGGUGUUUUAUGAGAUGUGGCUCUUGAUCCUGGGUCACCCCUUCACCAAGGCCUUGGAGAACAAGACUAGUUCUGAGUCCCAGGAGCUUCGUGGACUGCUGACGAAAUGGCUAACCUCGGUCCUCCAGCCUCUGCAGAACUUUGGUCAAGUGGUGGUGGAGGAAUUCCACCAGGGACCACUGACAACCAGAGUACAACUUGCCUUCUUUGGGGCUGCACCAGCCCAGGCCAUCAUUCAAGACUCCGUGCACCAAGCCCUGGGCUCCCUGCAGGAGGCUGAGGGUCUGCAAUUAGAGAUGCUCCUCCCAGGCCUUGGCACCCCCAGCUCUAGAGCGUCGAGAGGCCCCAGAGGCGGGGCCAUGCUGACCCUCCAGUUCAUCACUUCUCUCCUUGUCCUGGUGGCCCUGUGUACUGCUCCUCCCUUCACCGAGAAGCAAACCCAAUACCUCUCCUAG
This is a messenger RNA of Apodemus sylvaticus (European woodmouse), 2493 nucleotides long. RefSeq names its product taste receptor cell protein 1-like. The coding region runs from base 1 to 2493 and encodes 830 amino acids. The record is from RefSeq and is a predicted model, not a curated record. NCBI's taxonomy places the organism in Eukaryota, Metazoa, Chordata, Mammalia, Rodentia, Muridae. The transcript has 12 exons.